AUGUCAGGAGUCUUGUUGACUUGUCUAUAUCUCGCCCGUUUCGGCCCACACCCCACCCAGUCUAUCAUCGACUUUCUGCCCGGCCCAAUGUGGACGGCUGCCAUCGUCGCCGACUUUCUCAGCGGCGCAUGCCAAGUCGUCGCCCGUUGGAUCAGAUGUCAGAGGGCCGAUUUCCCCCCUGGUGGCAGCGGCGCCCAUGCCCCUGCACGGCAUUGCACUGCUCCGGGCCUGCCGUCUCACACCAUCUAUGCCCCGUCAACCAUCCGGCCCGGUGAGAAGCUGCCGCUUCUCGUCUGGGCCAAUGGCGGCGGGCUAGCCUGGGGUUUGACCUUCGCCGACUUUUUGCGCGAGGUCGCCUCCCAUGGCUACAUAAUCGUGGCCAACGGCUCGCCCCAGGGAUGGGGAACGGUCGACGAGAGGGGCCAAUUGAGCGCGGUACAGUGGGCCGCCCAGGAACCUGCGGACGAGCUGGACAUCCGUAGGCACUUGGACCUGGAACGUAUUGCCCUGGCUGGGCAGAGCAAAGGCGGUGUCCACACCUACAAGGCUGCAACGGCACUGCGCCAGGACCCCCGGGUCAAGACCGUGGCCCUAUUCAACUCGGGUAUGAUGCGCCCACGGAAACAAGAUCUCGACAUGGUGGCCGGGCUGGCGAUACCGGUUUACUAUUUCGUGGGAGACGAACGCGACGUCCUCUACAAGAAUGCAGCGCAUGACUGGGAGCUUUUGCCAGAAAAUCUGCCUGCAUAUUUCGCCAGCUUGGAUGUCGGCCACCUGGGCACAUUCUACGAGCCAGGGGGUGGCUUAUUCGCCGACGCCGCCGUGAAGUGGCUGCACGCUGAACUCAGGGGCGAUGAAGAAAGCAAAAAGCUUUUGAUCAGUCUAGAGGGCCCAUGGAGAAUUCGACUGCGUAAUCUCUAG
This is a messenger RNA of Neoarthrinium moseri, 921 nucleotides long. RefSeq lists its product as uncharacterized. The transcript has a single exon. Bases 1 to 921 code for a protein of 306 amino acids. The record is from RefSeq and is a predicted model, not a curated record. Lineage: Eukaryota; Fungi; Ascomycota; Sordariomycetes; Amphisphaeriales; Apiosporaceae.